AGCAGGAUCGAUCAAUCAUGUCUUCUCCUAUUCUUCGUAUUGAGGAUGGCUUCAUCCUUACCCAGAUGAAUUACUGGGAGCAAGUGAGGGAAUCAGGGGGUUUUGAUAUCGAACAUAUCUCAGUACCUCAAAAUACACGCGGACUCGUGCCUUACGAUUGUGAAAACAAGAGGAUGAGGUAUCCUAAACGUGUGUUGGUCAAUCUUUACGCUAGACUCGGUCUCCAUCGUUACAACCUCUCUAAGGGAACAAAUUUAGAGUUCCACCACCUGAAGAAGUUCAACAUGAUUAUGAAUUGUAUCUCCUCGUACCGCAUCACUUUGGUCGCUUAUGAUCCAGCGACCAGUUCGCUGAUAACCUUUUUGGUUGGAGUCUCUGAGGAAGUAUAUGCUAGUCUGAAUUUGAUGGUCUUCAUUGCUAGACCUCAAGCUGAUAAGCCUCCCUUCCCAGAACCAAUUAGGCCAAUUGGUUCCACCAUUUAUCCCUUGAGACCGGAUGAGGAUGCAUGUGAUGACAAGGGAUUACCUUUCUGGCCAACCGAUUUUGAGGAUACAACACGUUUCUACUGUGUAUUGCUGAAGGAAUCAGAGGACUGGAUUCGUCUAUACUUGGAAAUUGCUCUUUGUUCAAAUGAUAGGAACAUUCCCGAAAGCCAUCUCUCCAAGCUACAGAUUGUGAGAGUUGCAAGGGAAAGAUCACCUAUUGAGCAUGUGGAUGCCACAAGUACCAUUUUCUACAUAACGUUUAAAGGCUUGCCCGUGGCUCGGGUUGGUGAGGAUGGUGAGCAUGUUGAGCGCAGAGUCAUAAUUAGAAGGUAUGUGGAUCUGUCUACCGGAUACUUCACUCUCAUGGGUGGGUUUGGGUUCUCGGUCGGCGAAGACACCAGUCAUCGCCCUAUGACUCGCCUCCGGAGCACUGAUGAAUUUUGUGCUGAGCAGAAGAGGCUGUACCCUACGACUCCCCCGUGCCCAGCCAUCCCCAUUGCUGAUUGGUGGAAAAGCUAGAUCAUUGACCUCUACAGGUCUCUCUGCUAUCAUCAUAAUAAUAAUCAUCAGUUGAAUAACUGAGGAUUUAAAAACAAAACCCAAACAUUUAAAAUCCAAGAUUCAAUACACAUGUAAUCCACUCUUAUUCAAUUAAUAAUUUACAAAAACAAAAUCAAAUCUAUUGUUAUUCAAAGAUAAACACUUUUGAAAAGAAAAAACUAUGAAAAGGAUUUGAAGCAAACUUUUUUAUUAUUUUCAGUCAAAACUAUGGUAACUCAAAUCUCACCUUUGUGCCUCUUAUUUGGAAAGACCCAAAUUCAAUAUUAAAAAUUGGCCAAAGCAAAACGAUCCAUAUCCCUGAACACAAUGGUGACGAUGAAGCUCACACCUCUAUACUUGUUACUUCGCCACCGUCUCUCCAAAAUCAAAGGUGGCCAGGAUUCAUGGUGAUUUGGGUGUUCAACAAGGUGACGUCGUCGCUCGUGCUCCCUAAUUCUGUCUACAAUGGAGCUAGUGUAAGAUUCAAUACUUCUCAAUAUGAUUACACCUAGUCCGAGUAAUGUUUAUGUAGCAGAUUUGUUAUUGUGCCAUAUCUACGGGCUAUCACUCGUUGUAUUACCAGAAGAUAUGGUGCUUCUGAUCUUGUUAACAUACAAGAGUUUUAAGAUCACUCUUUUCAUGUCUCUUUUAUUUCGAUGGCACUGACAAUGAAGGCUAAAGGAGUUUGUGGUGGGGCAGUGUUGAUGGCAGGUCUCUGUGUUGAUGGCAGGUCUUUGCUUUGUAUUGUUGGAAUCACUGUUUCUCUGUUUCUUUUUGUUGCAGGAUAUCUAACAAACUUAUUUACAUGAGUUAAACCUAUUUGCAUAAAUCCUUGCCUCUUGAGAGAGAAAAAGCUAUAAGAAAUUAGAGGUUUGGUUCACCCAAAUAAGCUAUUUGUCAAGUGCAGUUGAAACAGGUACAUUGCUUCGACUCUCAAAACUCAAAAGCUUGAGGAAGUAUUCUUCUAUGAGACUACUUGCUCCAAAUAUGCAAGCUAAGGUAGAAGUUCAGAGCUUUGGUUUUGUCCUUCCACCAUAAAAGCCAGGAGAUCUCUGGAUGUAACAUGUAAGGUACACGAGCUAGCAAUGCUAAUUUUUAUUUUUGUUUUGGAUAAAAUAUAUAUCUUGCUGAUAUCUUUAUGGGCUGCUCCUUCGAAAAUCAAAUAAUAUGGUGGGCUUCUUUUAUGUUUAGUUGUUUAAUUAGGGUUAGAUACGUAUGCAUAUAUCUAUAUAUAAGAUCAGUAACAUGCAUACAUGCAUCAAUCAUCUCUUCUAUGAGACUACUUGCUCCAAAUAUGCAAGCUAAGGUAGAAGUUCAGAGCUUUGGUUUUGUCCUUCCACCAUAAAAGCCAGGAGAUCUCUGGAUGUAACAUGUAAGGUACACGAGCUAGCAAUGCUAAUUUUUAUUUUUGUUUUGGAUAAAAUAUAUAUCUUGCUGAUAUCUUUAUGGGCUGCUCCUUCGAAAAUCAAAUAAUAUUGUGGGCUUCUUUUAUGUUUAGUUGUUUAAUUAGGGUUAGAUACGUAUGCAUAUAUCUAUAUAUAAGAUCAGUAACAUGGGGAAGAGCUUACAAAACUGAUUGGAUACAUGCAUCAAUCAUCUCUUUUAUUUGUCAAAGUGAGUGUUCUUUUUCAUUACUUUUGCUUAUUGGAAUGUGUAGUUUUAUAUUGGUUUCAUCAUUUUGUUUAGUUUUCAUGAAUUUGGAUGACGUUUGUCUUUGAAUAUUGUUCCUUUUAUGGGGUUGAGUCUUUUGACGAUCAAUAUAAAACUUGUUAAUCCAUUAUUAUAGAAAUGGUUUUAAAAAGACUAUAGAUUAGUUAUCUUGGUUCUUAUAAUCCUUAUGGUGUUAUAUAACUAGUUUCUUUUCAAACAAUGGGAGAUCCAAAAGAUGUAAAAGGUAAAGGUUAAUACUUAAUACCAUUCAUGGUCUGAACCUGACACAAGUUGUUAUUGAGGUUACUAGUAGAUGCAAUCAAUCAAGAAAUAGGUGAAUAUGAGAACAUGGAUGAUGAUGUUCAUAAUGGUACUAAAGAAAGGGUGAAUGCUAAUAAUUGGAGAGCAAAUAUAGCAGCAACCAUGUGGACAUAUGGUAUGCAUAUGGGAUCUUGAUGCAACAAGAAAUUCUCUUUUCCAUCAAGUUUUUAAAUUUACGUUUUUCACCAAAGGAUGCACAUGAAAUACACAUUGUUACUGUAUAUAUAUAUAGGUAUAAUCUACGAUUUA
This is a messenger RNA of Brassica napus (rape), 3245 nucleotides long. RefSeq names its product UPF0725 protein At1g23960-like. The record is from RefSeq and is a predicted model, not a curated record. The coding region runs from base 18 to 1004 and encodes 328 amino acids. The transcript is spliced from 7 exons. Lineage: Eukaryota; Viridiplantae; Streptophyta; Magnoliopsida; Brassicales; Brassicaceae.